AUGACAGACAAAGGCACACCAAGGCAUCAAUCUCAGAAAGUGCAUAACGAAAAACGACAACCUCUGACCCAUUUUCUUUGCCUGCCUCUGAUCAACACUACUUCAAUUGCGCAACUGGAGUGCUCGGUCACGACUUUCAAAACAGUUCAUCUGCCUGGACCCGGUGCGAUCUCCCUGCCGACUUCCAACGAUCAUGCCAGCACCUCAUGUUUGAGUAUUCCUAGCGGCGCAUUCCGCCCAUUGGGGACUCUUCACUUUACACUAGGGGUAAUGAGUCUUCGCAGCAAGGAGCGCCUGGAACAAGCUAUAUCUCUUUUCCAAUCUCUCGACUUGAAAGCCCUGAUCAGUGAGGCCGAUCGAGUUGCUGCUCAAAAGAAGAACAACAAUAAUCCAUCAGAAUCAUCAACAUCUACACAUGAACCAAACCAAAACCAGCCUAUGAUGGUCUCGCUUGAGUCAUUGCACGCGCUCCCCAAUGCCAAAUCGGCAAGUAUUCUACAUGCCUCGCCAGUCGACCUCACGGGCCGCUUGUACCCGUUCUGCGUGAUGCUCCGGGACAAGUUUAUUGAAGCUGGAUUCAUCCAGAACGAGGCUUCGAAAGCACCCACCAGAGACAAAAUGCAGGCAAAACCCUCCGCCGAUGACAAUAAAGUAGCCAGCGGGGAUACUUCUCCACGAGCAGAGCAAGAUUCUUCUGGAAGCUCACAUUUGCCAGCAAUUGUGGAUCCAUAUACAGCCGCUUUGUCCCGGAAGCCCAAACCCCGUCCGCUUCUACUACAUGCAACCCUCGUGAACACAAUUUACGUCCGUGGUCGACAUAACACCCAGAACAAAAGCGCAGAUGGGAAGAAACCACCAAAACGUAUUACAUUUGAUGCUCGUGAUCUCGUGUCUCUGUAUAAAGAUUACUAUACCGAUGAGACACGGACCAAUGCAAGACCAGUAAAUCUCAACACAGAGGAUCCUUUUAGUCCAAAUUCCCCGGUUGCCGACGGUAACAGCAGGCAACCCAAAUCCCCGGCACGGAAUUCCCAAUCAGUGGAUUUUCGGCAAUCGAAGCCUACCUACCCCUUCAUUUGGGCGAAAGAUAUUACCUUGGACACAAUCGCCAUCUGCGAGAUGGGGGCGAAAAAGAUCUCAUCGCAUCCCGGUGUCAGCAGUAAUCAUGAUUUGGAUAAUCGUCUCGGCGAGAAGUACACGGUCGUCUCUGAGAGAAGCCUGGAUGAGAAGUAG
Molecule: messenger RNA, 1233 nt
Organism: Penicillium antarcticum
Lineage: Eukaryota; Fungi; Ascomycota; Eurotiomycetes; Eurotiales; Aspergillaceae
Exons: 1
Coding region: 1-1233 (410 amino acids)
Biological process (GO): regulation of DNA-templated transcription; DNA alkylation repair
Cellular component (GO): nucleus
Source: RefSeq, a predicted model, not a curated record